AUGCCGCUGUGGCGCGUGGUCGGGGGGCGGGGGAGUGGCGGCCUCCUUGCCAGAGAGGGUCAAGCUCUGACUUCCUCCACCCUAACGCCUCGGCUUGGCACCGGCGCAGUCGUGCGCGAGGUGGCACUGGUCGGAGAUCGCCUGCAUUUCGAGCUUCAGGAGGGUGAGGGUCCGACGAAGGGCUGGGCGAGCCUACACCUGAAGGGCAAGCCGCUGUUCGAAAGGCUUGAGUUCGAAGACAAUUCGGGUCUCGCGGCAGUUCGCAGAGAGGCAGAUGAGUUCACAUCAGCCGAGGAGUGGCCGCAACUUGGCUGCAGCCGCCUCCUCGCCUGGAGCGACCUCCACGUGGACAUGGGUGAGAACCAGAGGUUCCUGGAGGGCGUCGCAGGAGAUUCCGAGGCUGCCGUCAUCCUCUGCGGGGACCUCUGCACGAAUCUGGAGCUGCUGAGAUCCACCAUGGAGCUUUGCGUUUCGCGUUUCCGGGCCGUCUUCUACGUUCCCGGCAACCACGAGCUCUGGGUGGCGCGCGACCCAUCGCAGCAGUCCACAUCCUUGACGAAGUUCCUGGAGAUUCUCCGUUUGUGUGCCGAGUGCGGAGUCCACACCAAGCCUGCUUUCAUCGCACCAGGGGUAGCGGUGUGCCCGCUCUUCUCCUGGUACCAAGGUGAUUUUUCCGGUGCAAUGGUGCCGCAUGGAGGUUUCGACUCCGCCACUUUCUGGCCAGAGCUGGGGAGUGAUCCCCACAAUCCGCAGGAUCCUCGAAUUGCCGAGUUCUUUCGUGGCCUGAACGACGCUCGAGUGCGGCAAGCUGCGAAAUUGCGCGAGACAGGAGAGAUCAAGACUCUCUGGACUUUUUCCCAUUUUCUACCACGCAAAGAGCUGAACAUGUCCGGCGAGCACCCGGUGAUGCUUCCAGGCGUGGCAGGGGACUCUGCGUUGGACGCGCAGCUGCGAGCUGCGGGGGCCGCAGGUCAUGUCUACGGCCACUCCCACAUCGGCCAGGACCGUGUCUACGAAGGUGUGCGUUACGUCCAGCAGCCCCUGGGCUAUCCGACAGACGGGCAUCGCGAGGAGAAGCCCCUGCGCCUCUUUGAUGGCGCCGACGCUGCGUCUGCGCCUGCAGCCGCGCCGUGUGUCAGCCUGGAGAGGGCCCAGUUGUCUGCCGAUCGCCUCCGGGGCGCUCUCUUCGGGGCGCUCUGUGGCGAUGCGUUGGCGAUGCCUGUCUGCUGGUACUAUGGUGGGGCACGGCAGAUCAAGCGCGAUUACGGUGGACCACUCACAGGCUAUGUCCAGCCGAAAGAGCAGCUGAUAGGGAGCUUCAUGAUGAACGAGGUCUUGCCGAAGGCCAUCGAUCACGGCCGCUCAAGCUAUUAUCGGCCAGUCAGCGACAAGUCGCCGUCCAUCGGCUACCACUACCACCGCGGGUUGCCAGCUGGUGGCCUCACCCUGGAAGGCCAGAUGAUACGUUUGCUCAUGCGCGCGAUUGCAGACAGCAAGGGCGCCACGCCGAGGAAGGAGAAUCUCCUCACCGGAUACACGGCCUUCAUGCAGGAGAGUAGCCACGGAGAUACCUGGGUGUCGAAGUACCACCGUGAGUUCUUCAUGCAGCUGCAGAAAGGGACACCCACGGGAGAAUGCGCAGCAAGAGGCGACCCGGUCGAAACGAUGGAGAUGCUAAGCGCUCAGGUCCCGACCUUCCUGGCCUGCUUGGGUGGGUCUGAGGAGGAGGACUGCCGUCGCAUCCUCGCCUGUAUUUCCGCCCUCCGAAAUCCGGGAACUGCGGCGCCAAAGGCUGUGCGUCUUCUCAGAGGCGCUUUCUGCCAAGUCUUCUCCGGGCGGCCCUUGGAACAGGUGGCGGAGUGGCUUGCGGCCGCACUGCUUCCGGGACAGGCGAGUCUUGCCUCGCUGCUUCAGGGGCGAAAGGAUCCGAUGGCCUCAACAAGCAUUGAGGAGUGCUUCCCCUCCAUGAUGCACUACCUCUUCAGGUAUGGCAGAUCUUAUGAGGAGCUGCUGCUAGCCCAAACCAAUGUGGGCGGCGAAAACGUACACCGAGGAGCUCUGCUGGGUGCCUUGGCCGGUGCCGCAGUGGGGCUCCAGGGGCUUCCAAGCGUUGGCCGAUGUCAAAGUGAUCGAGGCCGAGGUGGAGUCGUUCGUGAGUGCGGUCUGCAGCGCCGCAGACUCACCGAAAUCAGCCGAUGCAGCUUGAUUGAUGCGGACAAGGACGAGCGGGGCCCUCGUGGAACAAGACUCGCGUGGUCACGUCGGAGGACGCUGCUCUCGGUGAAGCGCGGACUCGCCGGACCGGUGGCAAAGCUGCUGCACC
This is a messenger RNA of Symbiodinium sp. CCMP2456, 2323 nucleotides long. The record is from the annotation of a GenBank genome assembly. Lineage: Eukaryota; Dinophyceae; Suessiales; Symbiodiniaceae.